ACCCCCCCCCCCCCCAAAGAAAUUACACCAAUUUUAUUCCUGAGAAAACUAGCGUAAAUCCAACCUCCUCACUAAACGUUGAAUUUACGAGGUAGCUUGAAUACAUCUUCAGUCAUUUUUGCGAGACAGCCUUUGAUGGAGGAGUAGCGGCAACGAUUUCAAAAUGGUGCAGUAAGGUUGGCAUGGACUAAAAUGAGUCAAAAUAAUCCCUGCCUGUGGAGCCAACUUCCACAGAGCAUCAGUGCUCCUUGUGACCGCUACAAGCAUGCCUGCUGCAGCUAUGAGGGGAAUGUCUAUAUUCUGGGAGGAAGAGACAACAGCACUCUGAGGGACUUUUGGAGGUACAGUGUAGUCGGUAAUGAAUGGACAGAGUUGAGCUGCAUGGGUGAGACCGCACCAGAAGAAGUGGAGGAACAUUCUAUGGUUGUUCAUAAGGGCUCUAUAUAUGUGUUUGGAGGCACAUUGGAUUCAGCAUACACUCCGCUGAGAUGUCCUCUCUGGGUGUUUGACAUAGCAAAGCUCAAAUGGGUGCACUGUCCAAGAAAAGCAAAUGUUCCUAAGACACCAAUGCCAACCAACAGAAAAGGCCACAGUGCGGUGGUGAUAGGUUCAUCCAUGCUGGUAUAUGGCGGCUUCAUAGAUAUAAAGGGAUCAUCUCGAGAAUUUUGGAGUUUGGAUUGUGAAACCAUGGAUUGGUCGCUGCUCACCAAUUUGGACCAGGGAUCUGUUAGCCCAGGUCCAAGACACAGUCACUCUGCAAUGGUCUACCAGAGCUGCAUGUACCUGUUUGGUGGUUUGAAAGGCUUGAGAGAGCAGAGAGAUUUCUGGAAAUGGAAUCCUGCCACCUACACUUGGAGUUCACUCAAAACUAAGUCCGGACCCUCAAAAUUAAUUGGUCACUCAGUGGUAGCCUACAAGGACAGCAUGCUUCUUUUUGGAGGUGGAGAAAGCCUGAACUAUCCAAAGAACUGUUUAUGGAGGUACAACUUCUCCACUCAUACAUGGUGGCAAAUAAACACAAUGCCAGGAUCAAGCUCUCCGGAUAAGAUGCACCACUGUUGUAUUGGUAUGGGUCCCAAGUACACAGCCGACACCACCAGCAUCUGCUCAGAGACCCACCCGAAGCUGCAAUAUGAAAAAUACCGGCGAACGUGGCCAGGGGCGAUCAGAGAGCUUCCUCGCUGCACGGCGGGCCAGCCGACACGGUCCGCGGAAAGCCUCAUCACUGAGCAGCCGGUCAUCCCACAUGGUUUGUGGUAAGCCUCCUUGCAGCGGGCCGGCCGACACGAUCCAUGGUAAGCCUCCUCGAUGUGUGUGUCUGACAUAGAGCCCCUUGACUGGCUGGUAAGAAGGUGAAAUCCUUCUGUAAAUCUUGUCUUUCAAAUUUUUACCGGUUGAAGUGAACAAGAUUAGGAAUGUGCAUCUGAAUAUUGAUGGCAAUGAAUCAUCAUUUCAGACACUAGGUGACAACAGAAUGUGACAAACCAAGCCAGGAAACAAUAAGUAUUACAAUGCUUGCCUACCUGCCUCCAGUGACGUAGACAGGCCUAGAUGGAAAAAUAAAAGAAAACAGGAAGCAAGUUCCAAAAGUGGGUGGAUCGGUUUGUCAUAAAUCUCAUUCCCAAAAAGCCCUUAAAUCACCAAACUCUUUUAGUAGUUUUUAUUUGAUUUGUUUAUUUUGCCAAGUACAUAAACAACACACUUAUUACAGCUUCAUUUCACAUUUCACGUUUACGUGACUUGUCGAAAAGGGAAGCGGAUUGAAGCAAUUCUGCUUAUCUAGUCCCGUCCUGAUUACAAUCAAGGGUUUCACUGCCAGACACAAUCUACAUUACGACAGUGCUACCUGUCACGGAUCGGAAUGGAGUAGGGCAGUCAGCGGUCACCAAACUACGGCCCGCGGGCCGGAUACGGCCCACGGGACCGUUUAAUCCGGCCCGCCAACCCUGAACAAAUUGUAUUGACUGCGUUUCCCCAGUAGAUGGGGAAGCACUCGCCUGCGCAUUUACUACCGGAAGCCGUGUCAGAAAGCUCGGUGCACACUCACAAGUGCGUGUACGGACAUGGCGCACUCGCGCUCUAUUUGUAUCAGUCCCGAAUUUAGAGCGUGGGCUGUGACGACAGCAUUCUUGUAAUUCGCGCGCUGAGCCUUCAGAUGCAGUUUUGCGCUAAAGCCACCCACAAAAUUUCCCCUGGAAUCCUUCCAUUAAAAUGAGUUGCCCAAGGAAAAGCAAGGUGGACACAGUGCCGAGCGUUUAAAAGUGAGUGGCCAAUUUAGCUCGACGUACGCGACGUGACGUUCAGCCACAUGAAUGUCAACAUCAACGCGUCAUAGAUCGAGGUAAACGGAACAACACCUUGGAUCUCGCCUAAGAAUUGCCACAACAAAUUUUACUCCAGACUAUGACGCACUAGUAAACUUUAACAAAAAAGACAGCGGUGUCUACAAGCCUACUGGAACCUACAAAAGGAUUAUAAGGAAGGAACACAAGAACUUUAAGAGACUGCUCAUAUGUGUCAGAGAGGUUCUGCUCUGACAACUGAGCUGAACUUUUAUCUGUUAAGAUUGUGCAUGGCACAACAGAAAGUUAAUGUUCCAUGGCUUUUCUUUCUAUGAAGAACCCAGAGAGAGUUAUUUAGUUAUUUUUUAUUUCCUGUUUUUUCUGUGAAGAACUCAGAGAGGGUUAUUUAGUUAUUAUUUAUUUCAUUAAUAGUGUUAUUAUUUGUUUCCUGACUUUUUUUCUGUAAAGAACCUGGAAAGGGUUAUUAAAUAACCGUUAUUUGGU
Molecule: messenger RNA, 2786 nt
Organism: Syngnathus typhle (broad-nosed pipefish)
Lineage: Eukaryota; Metazoa; Chordata; Actinopteri; Syngnathiformes; Syngnathidae
Gene: klhdc3l
Product: leucine-zipper-like transcriptional regulator 1
Exons: 9
Coding region: 193-1260 (355 amino acids)
Cellular component (GO): Golgi apparatus
Molecular function (GO): protein binding
Source: RefSeq, a predicted model, not a curated record